AGAGAACAAAUUGAACACUUUUAACUUUUGGGCUGUGGCUAUGUAUAAAGUCUGACUGAAUUGAAAUAUACUUUUCAGAAGAAGACAUGAUGAAAUACAUUGUUUUCUGUGGUUUACUGGGAUUCGCAUUUGGUUGCAAUAGUACAGGAAAUGGAAAUGUUGCCUUCACAGCCCUGGUGUCCAAAGACAUAACAGUAGCUUCUAUGGCUGUUGUAAAGUAUGAUCACGUGUUGACAAAUUUGGGAGGAGCCUAUCAACCGAAAACUGGGGUUUUCACCGUCCCCUAUAACGGCAUCUACACCAUCUCCUGUAGCUUACUGAGUCAUCCAGCUAACUACGUUCAUCUAGAUAUCAUGAAAAACAAAGCUGUAUUGUCUACGUUGUUUGCUGCAGCCAAAACUCACCCACACUCCGGUCAGACAUUGCAGCUGGUAUUAAAGAAAGGUGACAAAAUAUGGGUUAGGAACGCUAACAACAAACCAAGAAUGCUCCAUGACCGUAAAGUGUAUAAUAUGUUUUCUGGUGUUCUAAUCCAAGAGUGUUUUGACGAUCAAUAAAACAAAACUAUGAGAGAAAAAGCAUUUUGAAUUUGUCCUUUUCUUGUUGUUUAAUGAUACAUCUGAUUAUACAUUGGAGUAAUUGAGUACAUGUAACUAUCUCGAUGUGAUCUUUCUAAAAUUGUUAUUACAAUCCAACAUAUUCAUAUGUAACAUAAGAUGACAAAUAAGUUGAUGGUACAUGAGUUUCAAAUAAAGUUUCCGUGUUU
Molecule: messenger RNA, 766 nt
Organism: Ostrea edulis (European flat oyster)
Lineage: Eukaryota; Metazoa; Mollusca; Bivalvia; Ostreida; Ostreidae
Product: complement C1q-like protein 3
Exons: 2
Coding region: 87-557 (156 amino acids)
Molecular function (GO): protein binding
Source: RefSeq, a predicted model, not a curated record